Messenger RNA from Cuscuta campestris, 1099 nucleotides. The record is from the annotation of a GenBank genome assembly. Lineage: Eukaryota; Viridiplantae; Streptophyta; Magnoliopsida; Solanales; Convolvulaceae.
AUUCCAUCUAGACCCUUUCUGAAAAUCAACAGAAACUUAGAAAUUGGCCACAAGAAGUUUAUGUUGAAUUGUGCAAAGGCGAACAUUGGGCCAAUGAAGUCAUAUAGAUUGUUUAAGGAAUCAGUUGGGGGCUACGAUAAUGUCGGUGCCAUUGCCGUUGACUUUAAAAAUUUCAAACGGGACUUGAAGGCAUACAUUGCAGGCGCUGAUGCUCAAAUGCUCAUUGACAANAGAAACGCAUAACCAUCCAAUGCUGUCCAUUCCAUCUAGACCCUUUCUGAAAAUCAACAGAAACUUAGAAAUUGGCCACAAGAAGUUUAUGUUGAAUUGUGCAAAGGCGAACAUUGGGCCAAUGAAGUCAUAUAGAUUGUUUAAGGAAUCAGUUGGGGGCUACGAUAAUGUCGGUGCCAUUGCCGUUGACUUUAAAAAUUUCAAACGGGACUUGAAGGCAUACAUUGCAGGCGCUGAUGCUCAAAUGCUCAUUGACAAACUAUUCAGAAAGAAACAAAAAUGCUCUGCGUUCCACUUUGAUUAUGAUGUCGAUGAGAGUGACCAGCUAACCAGGGUAUUUUGGUGCGAUCCUGUCUCUAGGAAGAAGUACGCAAUGUUUGGAGAUGUCAUUUCGUUUGACGCAACCUUCAACACAAAUAGGUACAAAAUGGUUUUUACGCCAUUCACCGGUGUAGACAAAAUGGUAAACGCAUCAAGAGUGCUAAAGAGAUCCAAAUCGAGCAAAGCAAGAAGAACAAACGCAUGUGUCGAACCUGCAAAGAGCUAGGAUAUCACGACAGUAGGAAUUGUCCGAUGAAUUAUUCAUCGUAAUUAAAUCAUCUUCCUACACACAUUUUAUAAGUUUUUGUAAUGUUUUCAACGUUCUUUAUAACGUCACAUGACAUUUGUUUGCCCAUGACUUGUGUAUUAUUGCAAUUUUGAUUAAUAUAGUAAUUACAAAAUCAUCAAUGCACGACCUUUAUGUAUUUCCACUACAUCUAAAUCUACAGUUUUGAUCCAAUACUGCCCCGCAAACUUCUCAUUCUAUGAAAACAUACAGUGAUGGCUCUAAACAUGUGUGGAUCCCCAUUAAACAAACUAUACAUUG